AACAGUCAGUCCGUGGAUAAAAUCCGUGGUGAGUGGUUGGUCGCGCCGAGCGCGGCACCAUGUCGCGCCUCCUCGCGUUCGUCGUGCUUAUUGCCACACAGACUUUAGUACGAACAGAACCUCAAGACUUGUGCCAGCGAAGCUACUGCGAGUGCAAGCCGGCAAUACACCAAGCAUGGAAUCACAUGAACUGCACCAUGCCCUCCCAUCAGGUGCUCAAUAUAAAAGAAGGAGAUAUUCCAAAACAAACAAUAUACUUGGUCAUAACUGGAGCCUCUAGUGUGACCUUCGAAGCAAACUCUCUAAGUGAACUAGACGACAUACGCAAGAUACAUCUGUUGGAAUGCUCGACGAUUAUCUUAAAAAAAUCAGCAGCAGUCAAAUUGCAGCUGGUGAAUGGACUCCUCGAAAUAGAAGACUGCAAUUCACUCAUCAUCGAGAGCAACACCUUCACGCAAAUUAAGGGACCAUUGUCGGUGAACAUCAGAAAUUGCUACCGUGCUUCUAUAGAGGGAACCGCAUUCUCCUGGUUAUUUGAGAUAAUCAUCAGCGACAUAGGGGAACUGACGCUAGGUGACCAGUCCUUCAUGCGUGACCUCACUACCCCAAAUACUAAACACGGACCUGACAUGAAGAUCGAGAUAAGGAACGUCUCUAUACCCAUUAUCCCGAAGCAAGCAUUUGGUCAUUCCGCUGCAAAAAUAAUGAUGGAGUUGGUUGAUGUAGGAGUUAUCAACACUGCAGCUUUCUCCGGGAACACUUAUAGCAACAUCACUGCCAUAAACUGCACAUUUGGACUUAUUGAAAAAGAGUCAUUCAGCGCAAAGACACAGAUAGAGUAUUUAAGCUUCAUAGAAUGCGAAGUCAAGGAAUUCUCUUCUAAAGCUCUGUUAUCUGCUAUUGAAAACCUUCAUAUAUCACAAUGCAGAUUUGAAAACAUCGAGAAAAAUGCUAUUAGUGCUACCGUAGUGUCAGUUGCCAUGCUGAAUAACGUAUUUCAUAAAUUUAUGGAAAGAGGAUUAGAAUUUUUGUCACUAACUACACUUCAAAUGGAACGAAAUAUAUUUGAUGAGCUUCCAACUAAUGCUAUAGUUGCUCCAGAUGCAUCCAUCCAUAAUUUAAUAUUUACAGACAACGAAAUUGAAACAAUCAACCCAAACAGUCUAGGAUUCAUAGGGGAAACUAUUCAGACUAAUGUAGUCGAAUAUAAGCAUAAUUACUACGGUAUUCGUUGUUAUUGUAAUGUAACACAAGUGUUAAAUGAAGCUCUCGGUGUCAGUGACUCAGCGGUGUAUGAAAAUGAAAGUUAUUGUACUGUUGAAGAAUUCCCUGCGAAAUGUUUCAAUGUUCAUGACCAAAAUAUGAUUCUCAAGCGAUAUAUUACAGAAAUAUGCGAAGCAGAUACCGUAAAAUGCGGGACAUACGAGAAUGGUUCCGAAAUCAAGAACCCUAGAUUCCCUCAUAAAAGUGAAGAAGAUGAAGGUUUAAGUGGUAGAAAUAAAAAAGUUAUAGGAAUUGUAAUAGUAACUAUUUUGGGAUGCAUUGUCAUUGCUUUGUUUAUAAGCUUUAUAAAAUGGAUGAGAUUCAAAGGGUAUUGUGUAAAUGUAAAGAACUUUUUGAUCUCAUCUAAUUCAUCCUGUGGAACAUUUUGCGAUAGGCUAUGCACAUGCAAUAGAAAUAAUAGCCUCGACAACGCCAGAUCUAUUUCACAAUUAUCUGUAAAUGAAUAUUCAGAACGACACUGUCUCAAUGAACCGCGAAGACAGGAUCUAAUUCAGGAGACAGCACUUCCAGAAACAUAUGUCGAAGAGCCAUUAAAUAUGGAUGACAAAACCACUCAAACAUUACCUGAAGAACUCACAAAAGAGCUCUUAGAAAAUUUAAAAACAAAAUUAGAAGACCCAGAAAACUAUGUAGAGGCACGCGAAAUGAUUGAACAUUUAUAUGAGCUUAUUAAAGUAGAAGAAAGUUGUAAUACAAAUAGCCGUACUCCAAAAAAAGAGGAAAAUAUAUAUGAGCUUCCAUUUCAAAAUACCACUCCAAGAAUAGGUAAAAAUAAAAAACAAAUGAUCAGCGUUGGUACCAGAACACCGUCAUUAGACAAGCUGUUGCCGCUUUCGCCUUACAAUAGACAGACAGCAUUAGCCCACGAAUAUUUUGAGCCAAAAGAUUUAGCUGUACAUUUGUAUGCUGAAAUAGCUAAUAGUGAUAAAGAGAAAAAAAUAAUUGGUGCCAUUCCAGAUGUAAUUGCCGAACAAGCUGAACCACGAGGUCCCUAUCUCCGUGCAGUACGUGAAAAAAUGAGUUCGGCUAGUCCUACGAGAUCUCAAUAUAACGGGUCAUCAAAAACUACACCACGUGUUAGCCCUAUCACGAGCCCAAUGCACAUGUCAAUAAAAUCUAACAAAUCUAAUUCAUCUAAUUCCUCGAGUAAAAUGUUAAACAGGCCGUUACCAGAAAAACCUACGGUAGACCCGGGAGAAGGCCCGUCAUAUCAACAUGGUUGAAUUAGGUACUCCAAAAUUCGUUGACGCAGCGUUGGACCUAAAGAACGCCUGUGUUGAUUGAUCAACGUUUCUUUGCUGUGAUAUUAAUUUGGUUUAUAUUAUUUACCGUAUGUAUGUUGCAAGACGAUGACGACUGAUUGUGUCGCGCCUGACGCUUAUAGAUUUAUAUUUUGUAAAUAAUAUGUUUAAUCCUAUAAUUAAUAUGUAAGAGCCACACGAUGGCGAAAAGUGCCACUUUAGUUUCAAGCAUAGUUAAAAUUUCAUUACAUGUGUCAGUGCUUUGCAUUUUUUAAAUAAAGUAUCAUGUUUACUUUAUGUAUAUAUCAUGUUUAUGUAAUAACAAAAUUUAAUAGUCUUAGAAACAUAGAAAUUAAUAUUAUAUUGUACAUUGAAAGAGAGUAUAAGACUCUUUAAUGCUACGUGUUGAUUAAAAACAAUUCCUUUAUAAAUACUACAAUUAUAACUGUAUCAAAAGUAUGUCUAUUACAAUUCUAACAGUAAAUAACACAAAAUAUUAACAAUCAUCUAAACAGAUAUUUUUUACGAAGAAUUCGAAUAUUUUCGGCAUAAUUAAUACAUAAAAGACAGUUCAUUUUGUAUAUCAUCAUCAAAACAGAAUUAUGAAUUAUAGGUAUUUGUCGCAAAAAAACACAAUAUCCUUUUACAAAAUUGUCAUUACCUACUUUGAUCCCAAAGGUUAGUGAGUCAACUAUACAUCGUGUAAUAUAUAGUAUAAGACGUGAUUUAAAUGUAUAUGAAAUCAAAAAUAUAUAAAAGAUUAGACGUAUAAAAUUAUUGUGAUGUCUUUAGAAACAAAAUAAUUAUAUAUAACUACUUAUAUAGUUAAUACCUUACACACUUUCCGUUUUUAAAUGUAGUAUUCACAGAAUACUUAGAUAUUAUACAUGUAUGUAAAUAUACCUACGUAUAUAAGAGUUUAUUUUCAAAUUUAUGGUCCUGUGUGUCAUGAUGUAUUUAGUAUAGAAUUUGUAAUUUGAAGAAUUGGUAAAGGAGCUUUAAUUACGAUAAUUAACAUUGUAUAAAAGAAUAGCUACGUUUAUGAACUUUCUAGUUCUUAUUGGUACAUGUAUUUUUCAUAUGUGUCGAAUGUAUUUAAACUUACUAUAUAAGGGCUUCAACAUAUAUAUUAUAUAUGCUCAUAUGUAUAAAAUAUAUCAGUUCAUCAAUUUAGAAGCAUUUUUGUAUAAUUAUAAUUACAUUAUGAAGUAAGAAGCCCUGUACUAUGUAAUUAAAGUUUAAGGCGUGAAUCUGAUGUAAUGUAAAAAGGCAUUCGCCGAGAGUGUUUAAUACUGUAAAGAAGAUGAACUCAACGCUUUAUAUAUUAGAUAUUUAAGAAUUAAGGAUACAGUACCAUUGUAUAGUUGCUGUUGUUUUAUGUAUUGGAUAAUGGUACUAGAUAUAACAAGCUUAUUGCUACUUUUAUGUAAGUGAAAAACUUUCCCAAAAGAAUGAUAGUUUAGUUUCACUGUAGUCUAUUUCCAACCAAAUUAAUAUUUUAAUGUAAUAAACUGCAUCAUAUUUGUGCUUGAUACUAGAAUUUCGGAUAACAAAGAUUUCCAUCAGACCUCGCCUUAAAUUUAUAAUUUAUUUAAAGUACGCUGCAGAUAUCUGAUGUGCCUGAUGCAGUAACAAUUGUGUAUUUUCUAUAAUA
Molecule: messenger RNA, 4179 nt
Organism: Achroia grisella
Lineage: Eukaryota; Metazoa; Arthropoda; Insecta; Lepidoptera; Pyralidae
Exons: 5
Coding region: 60-2507 (815 amino acids)
Source: RefSeq, a predicted model, not a curated record